AUGAAGCAGCCGUUGUCCCUCUUGCUGUCCUCGAAGGUCCUCUCGAAGCCCGACUCCAUGGGGUUUGGGCCCAGUGAACUCCAGAAGUGCUUGAAGCCUGGCUGCCACGAGAUCAUGCUGUGGCCUCCGGUGGCCAAACUCGGGGCUGCUCGCAGGCGGCUCCUGGAGGUAGCUCCAGCUUUGGCCUUCGCGGUCACAGAUCUGGAAGGCCUCAUCCAGCCUCGCCACCUCGUUCGGCGUCAGGCCCCAGGGCGCGUCCUCCGCGUCCGCCAUCGCUUGGUGCCCCUGUCCGAGGCUGCCAAGGCGAGUAGCCCGGCCGAAAAAGCCAGGCCAGGAAGCCUUGAGCCAACAUGGUUUGAGCAA
Molecule: messenger RNA, 363 nt
Organism: Prorocentrum cordatum
Lineage: Eukaryota; Dinophyceae; Prorocentrales; Prorocentraceae
Source: the annotation of a GenBank genome assembly